Aspergillus luchuensis is the source of this 453-nucleotide messenger RNA. RefSeq lists its product as uncharacterized. Bases 1 to 453 code for a protein of 150 amino acids. The record is from RefSeq and is a predicted model, not a curated record. The transcript has a single exon. Lineage: Eukaryota; Fungi; Ascomycota; Eurotiomycetes; Eurotiales; Aspergillaceae.
AUGCGUCGGGAACUGAUGCAUUUAACACAGUUCUCAGGUCCUCCUGUGUUCCAAACGCCUGUUGCUUCUCGUACCCAGUUGCGUUGGCAUCUAGCGAACAGCUCAAACCCCGUUGUUGACACCGGCUGCACGGAUGUCCGCCAUCACAGCGUUCUUUUCGAGCAUGGCACUUUUGGCAAGCCUUUACUGCCCGAGUCUGUGGAGGCUUUCUCUCAGGGUGAUAAUUUCGAACAUGACGCCGUAACAGGUCGCUGGUCUACAGUUAGCUUUAAAGGCAGAUGUUCAGGGGCUCCGGUCAUGGGACAUUCCUCCGGGCUAAAGUACUCUCACAGUAAGGACACGAGAGGCGUUCUCCUUCAUUAUGACGCGCAAUAUGCCUCUUCAAGUGUUCUCUUCGCUGAUAUGCUGCACCACAACCUGGAUGGUCACAUCGAAAGAUAUUAUGAGACUUAG